AUGAGCAGCUACCCGAACGGCGUCCGCGAGUGCUGGGGCGACUACCGCAACGAAGAGGACCUCGAGGUCCCGACGCAGGCGCUGUACCAGCACCAGAAGAAGCUGCCGAACCUGCCCGUGCCCACGCUCGAGGCCACCUGCGCGCUCUACCUGCAGACGGUCCGCCCGCUCGCGACCGACGCCGAAUUUGCCGAGACCAAGAAGGCCGUGCUCGGUCGUAGCAAGACGCCGCUCUGCGCGACCGCGUACAAGUACAUGUUUAACGCGUGCCGCAUUCCGCACCGCAGCGCGGACUCGUACCGCAUUUACGACCCGAGCUUGCACCACCACAUUGUGGUCUUGCGCAACAACAAGUACUUCAAGGUGCAGCAGUCGGCGACGCCGCUCACGUUCCUCGAAUGGACCACCGUUCUCGACAAGAUUAUCGCGAUCGCCGGCGGGAAAGAGUCGGCAAUUGGCGUGCUCUCGUCGCAAGACCGCGACGUGUGGGCCGAUGGCCGCGACCAGCUCCUCGUCGAUGGCAACGAAGCGUCGCUCAAGGACAUCGAGUCGGCAGUCGUCGUGCUCUGCCUCGACGACGAGACGCCCGUCUCGCGUACGGAAGUCGCGCGCGGCCUCUGGCACGGCAACGGCCGCAACCGCUUCUACGACAAGACGAUCCAGCUCGUCGUGUACGAGAACGGCAAGGCCGGGAUCCUCGCCGAACACUCGAUGCUGGACGGGAUGGCCAUGAGCGUGUACGCGGACUUUAUGCUCACCGGUCUCCGCAACGGCUCCAUCGACCUCGGCGAUCUGACGACGCCCCAUGGCGCGCUCCAAUUGCCUGCGAUCACGCAGCUGCCGUUCAACAUUACGCGUGCAACGCUGCGCAACAUUGCAUUGGCCGAGCACAGCUUUGACCUGCUUGUCGCGGACCAUGAAGUGCACGUCGAGUCCUUCUUUGGCUAUGGCAAUGGCCUCAUGAAGACGUUCAAGUGCAGCCCGGACGCCUACGUGCAAAUGGCGAUUCAGCUCGCGGCGCGCAAGUACUGGGGCAAGGACGUUGGCACGUACGAAGCGUCGCAGGUGCGCCCGUACCUCCACGGCCGCACCGAAACGACGCGCAGCUGCUCGAUCGCGAGCAAGGCGUUUGUCGAUGCGAUGGUCUCCUCGGGCCCGCUCGAGCGCGUCAGCGACAAGGCCAAUGCCUGCCGCAACGCGUGUGCCUCGCACGUGCAGUACAUGAAGCUCGCGGCGCAGUCCAAGGGCGUCGACCGUCACUUUCUCGGGUUGCGCAUGCUUCUGCAGCCGGGCGAGUCGGCGGCGAUCUUUGAGGACCCGCUGUUCGCGCGCUCCAAGUACUGGCAGAUCUCGACGAGCCACUUGACGCACGAGCUCUUUGACGGCUGGGGCUGGGGCGAGGUGGUCGCCGACGGCGUUGGCAUUGCGUACAGCAUCAAGAAGAACUCGGUGCACUUUAACAUUGCGUGCCGCAAGACGAUUCCGCUCUCGAUGUCGCGCGCGUUUGGCCAUUUGCUCGAAGAGAGCCUCCUCGAAAUGCGCCAUAUCUUUGAAGCGGAGAUGCCGCCGCAGGCCAAGCUCUAA
Messenger RNA from Saprolegnia parasitica CBS 223.65, 1584 nucleotides. RefSeq lists its product as hypothetical. The coding region runs from base 1 to 1584 and encodes 527 amino acids. The record is from RefSeq and is a predicted model, not a curated record. The transcript is spliced from 4 exons. Gene Ontology annotation, molecular function: acyltransferase activity. NCBI's taxonomy places the organism in Eukaryota, Oomycota, Saprolegniomycetes, Saprolegniales, Saprolegniaceae.